Messenger RNA from Oreochromis aureus, 8440 nucleotides. RefSeq names its product zinc finger, SWIM-type containing 5 (gene zswim5). Gene Ontology annotation, cellular component: Cul2-RING ubiquitin ligase complex. The transcript has 16 exons. The record is from RefSeq and is a predicted model, not a curated record. Lineage: Eukaryota; Metazoa; Chordata; Actinopteri; Cichliformes; Cichlidae. Bases 1 to 3483 code for a protein of 1160 amino acids.
AUGGCGGAAGGACGCAGAGAACAGUCGCCUCAUCCUCUCCUUUCGGUACCACCGGCCAGCAAGCGACCCUGCCUUCGCCCAGCACCCCGAGGUCCCGGGCCGGGGCCCGGCCACGGCAGCGGGUUGCCCAGCUCCCGGUAUCGUUCUCCCGAGUCUCUUCUGGACUGCGCUGCUAAAGCAGUAGCGGAAAAGUGGGCCUUCGAGAGAGUAGAGGAGCGCUUCGAACGGAUCCCGGAGCCCGUCCAGCGCCGCAUCGUCUACUGGUCUUUCCCCCGCAACGAAAAGGAGAUAUGCAUGUACUCUUCGUUUCAGUGCCGAGUCGCCGGGGAGGAAGGUCCGUCGGCGACUCCCGGUGGGGCUGGGGGUGCUGGUUCCGGAGCUACAACCGCCGGUGGCGGUGGAGGAUCUACCGCCGGUACAACAGCUACCGUUGGGGCAGCCGGGGCAGUGGGGACGGGAGACGGACUGCCUUUCCGUCGGGGUAUCAGACUGCUAGAAACCGGUUGUGUGGAAAACGUUUUACAAGUCGGAUUUCACCUCAGUGGCACAGUGACCGAACCCGCCACAUCGUCUGAGCCGGAGGUCACCCACAAGGUAGCCAUCAGCUUCGACCGGUGCAAGAUCACCUCUGUCACCUGUGGCUGUGGGAACCGAGACAUAUUCUACUGCGCGCAUGUCGUGGCGCUCUCACUAUAUCGGAUUCGCAAGCCCGAACAGGUGAAGCUACGGCUGCCUAUCUCAGAGACUUUGUUCCAGAUGAACAGAGAUCAGCUACAGAAGCUGGUGCAGUAUCUGAUCACAGCCCACCACACCGAGGUGCUGCCCACUGCUCAGAAACUGGCCGAUGAGAUUCUCUCUUCCAACUCUGAGAUCAACCAGGUCCAUGGUGCCCCGGACCCAACUGCAGGCGCCAGCAUUGAUGAUGAUAACUGCUGGCAUCUGGAUGAAGAUCAAGUCAGGGAGCAAGUCAAGCAGUUUCUGUCGCAGGGAGGUUACUACGGCUCUGGGAAACAGCUCAACUCCAUGUUCGCUAAGGUGCGAGAGAUGCUGCGAAUGCGGGACUCCAAUGGUGCCCGAAUGCUAACGCUCAUAACGGAACAAUUCAUGGCAGACCCCCGACUGUCACUAUGGAGACAACAAGGCACGGGCAUGACGGACAAGUGCAGGCAGCUCUGGGAUGAGCUGGGUGCAUUGUGGGUGUGUGUGGUGCUAAAUCCUCACUGUAAAAGCGAGGAGAAGAGUGGCUGGUUGAAGCAGCUGAAGAAGUGGGGGGACAUGGACAUCUGCCCACUGGAGGACGGCAACUAUGGCAGUGAACUUCCCAACAUUACCAACGCUCUGCCGCAGAGCAACCUCGCCCAGGACUCUCUGUCCAGGCCACGGAGGACUGUGUUCAGUCGGGCUGUCGAGGCCUGCGACCUCCACUGGCAGGACAGCCACCUGCAGAGGAUCAUUAGUAGCGACUACUACAUGUCUCCGUCCUACCAAAGAGAAGGGGAGAGCCUGCUGUUCAGCCCGCAGGGCUUGCCACUCUGGCUAGACCACGUCCCAACGGCAUGUGCUCGCGUCGACGCCUUGCGCUCACACGGUUAUUCCAGAGAAGCCCUGCGAUUGGCCGUCGCCAUCAUCAACACCCUCCGCCUACAACAGCAGAGGCAGAUGGACAUCUACAAACACCAAAAGAAAGAACUUCUCCAGAGGGGUGUUACCUCCACCACUAACCUGGAAGGCUGGGUGGGCCAUCCGUUAGACCCAAUUGGCUGCCUGUUUAUCACGCUCACAGAAACGUGCCGUGUUGAUGACGACAACACCAUGGACACUGGAGACUGUGACCCCAGACCUCCAGUUUACCAUCAUGUGCCAGUGUGGGGCAGUCCAGAUGCAGGGGAGUCCUACUUGACUCUGGCCUUAGAGGUGGCUCUGAUGGGUAUGGGUCAGCAGAGGAUCAUGCCCGAGGGACUGUACGCCCAGGAUAAGGUGUGUCGUAAUGAGGAGCAGAUUGUUGCAAAGCUUCAGGAACUGGAGCUGGACGAUCUAUUGGUUCAGACCCUCCGGAAGCAGGCCAUACAGCUACUAGAAGCUGGCCCAUUCAGCGGUCUGGGUGAGGUCAUCCACAGGGAAAGCGUUCCAAUGCACACCUUUGCCAAGUACCUGUUCUCUGCCCUGCUGCCGCAUGACGCAGACCUGGCUUAUAAAGUGGCUCUCCGCGCCAUGAGGUUGCCGGUUCUGGAGUCAUCGGCGGGCUCCGGGGAUGUCGGCCACCCUCAUCACGGUAUCUCCAUAGUUCCGAGCAGAUACCCACGCUGGUUCACACUGGGCCACCUGGAGUCACAGCAGUGUGAGCUGGCUUCAACCAUGCUCACUGCUGCUAAAGGCGACAUGUUGAGAUUGCGGACGGUGCUGGAGGCCAUCCAGAAAAACAUCCACUCCUCUUCCUUAAUCUUCAAACUGGCCCAAGACGCCUUUAAAAUAGCGACACCCGCAGAGAGCCCACCCGAUAUAACCCUGCUCAACGUGGCGCUGGAGCUAGGACUGCAGGUGAUGAGGAUGACUCUGUCCACUCUGAACUGGAGGAGGAGAGAGAUGGUUCGCUGGCUGGUAACCUGCGCCACUGAAGUCGGUCUGCGGGCACUGGUGAGCAUCUUACAAAGCUGGUAUACUCUGUUCACGCCCACCGAAGCCACCAGCAUCGUGGCGGCCACCGUCAUGUCCCAUAACACCAUCCUGCGCCUCAGCCUCGACUAUCCCCAGCGAGAGGAGCUUGCAAGCUGUGCAAGGACCUUGGCCCUGCAGUGUGCCAUGAAGGACCCCCAGAACUGCGCCCUGUCAGCUCUGACGCUCUGCGAGAAGGACCACAUCGCCUUCGAGACGGCCUACCAGAUCGUGAUCGACGCAGCGUCGACGGGCAUGACCUACUCGCAGCUGUUUACCAUUGCGAGGUACAUGGAGCACCGAGGAUACCCCCUGCGGUCGUUCAAGCUGGCCUCGCUGGCCAUGACGCAUCUCAACCUGGCUUACAACCAAGACACUCACCCAGCUAUUAACGACGUGCUGUGGGCCUGUGCGCUCAGCCACUCGCUGGGGAAGAAUGAGCUUGCGGCUAUUAUUCCGCUGGUGGUGAAGAGCGUGCACUGCGCCACAGUCUUGUCUGACAUUCUACGGCGGUGCACUAUGACUGCGCCGGGUCUCGCUGGAAUUCCUGGGAGAAGGAACUCUGGGAAGCUGAUGUCCACGGAUAAGGCACCGCUGCGCCAGCUCCUGGACGCCACGAUCUCGGCGUAUAUCAACACCACGCACUCUCGGCUGACGCACAUCAGUCCGCGGCACUAUGGGGAGUUCAUAGAGUUCCUGAGCAAAGCACGGGAGACUUUUCUGCUGGCACAGGACGGACACAUUCAGUUUGCCCAGUUCAUAGACAACCUGAAACAGAUCUACAAGGGCAAGAAGAAACUGAUGAUGUUGGUCAGGGAGCGCUUCGGCUGACCUUACUGACCUUCUCUCACAGAGACCCCCUUCUUGGGGGAAGCAGUUACACUUCUGUGUUUCUAAUUUAAGUUUUAUUUCUUUUUAUUUUCACAUAUUUUGAGCCAUUUGCUGACUGAGUUUUUAUCCUGUUGUUCUGUUUCUUGAAUGUGAACCAGGAAGUGUUCACAGUACAUUGCUCUACUUCAUUAAGACUGCAAAAGGGGGGAAAAGGUUUGAAAUGUCAACUAAGCAACUAGAAAAACAAAGCAUUUUGCCCUCUGACUAAUGUUAAAUUUAGUGUUUAAAAAAGGAAAAAAGUCAAAAGAAUGUGAUUGCAAAAGCAAAACAAACUUUAGUUUUGUGGGGGUACAUGAUGAUAUGAAAACCAAAUGAUUUAGCUGUAUGUACUGUUGAGCCAGAAGAUGCUUUCAGCCGGGGUUAAGAAGAAGGAGAGGUUUUCAGAGUGGAAGAAGCAUGUUAUUCCAAAAAAAAAAUCCACUGAGGUCAAAAACACACGUAGUGUUAUUGUCAUACCUCGACUGUACUCUCAGCUUUAACUUCUUGAUCAGAAAUGGCCUCUUUGUUUCAUUCAGGGCAUUUUAGAGUAGAGAGGGCAGAAUACAGGACUCCCCAUGUGGUCUCUCUGUGGGGGAAGUCGGUACCUGCAGAUUUAAAAACCUUCACCUGCUGGUUUCUGACAAAUAUCUAAAAUAGGAAGUCCAACGAUGCUUCACAGGGUGUGUUUUUAAAUCCAGACGUCUGACAGUGACGUUCAGGCUGCUGCUUUAGCUAAGGUAGGGUAGUCGAGUCUCUAUAUAUAAAUACAGUAUAUCUGUUAUGCCCUCCUAUAAGCUUAUUUACAGUGACAAAAUACAACUGUGAGAACCGGUGGAGUCUCAUCCACUGCACUGCUCUUCAGCUAUUUGUGGCCAAAACCUUUUAAAUGUGCAAGACUCCAGCACCCACUUUACCAUCACUACAUUGAGAUUUAGUCAGCAAGCAAUAUAAAUCAAGCCUCUGCUUCGUUUUUAUCACUAAAAACAAGUUCACUUUCUGGUGUUGUGCAAAGAAGCUUUGGAACCUGUUGGGGCCUUGUUGAUUUCACUAACUGUUAGUUCUGCAUGUCGCUGAAGUCCCUUUUCCAUCACAAGAACUGGAAAUAAGAUGCAUUACCUCAAAGGAAUGCAUCCUCAGCUGGUUUAAUGAUGCUGGCUCAGUAAUCAUUAAAACCACAGAAUGAAGUUUGAGUUCUGUGGUCAUGUGUCUUAACCAACACAAAGUGCAUUUCUAGUAGAUGUCGCCAUGCUAGUUUUACUAAGUUGGGCUUAGAAACAUCUGCAAAUGUUUCCUUUGGCAUCAUGUCUCAUUGUAAAAUUUGGCUUAGCAAUUGGUUCUUAACUGCGAUUAUUUCAGCUCACUAUUUGAAUGGGUUUAGUCACCAGAACCAGCUGUUUAGGUUUAGGUGAACAUCGUGGUUUGGGUUCAGAUACCACCACUAACAACACAUUCCACUUUGAAACAAAAUACUAAAGGCAGAGACGCCAAAGGUUCGAUACAGAACAUACUGGGAGUAAGACGGCGUGUAGUGACAUGUUGUAGUAAGAAAACAUCUCACAUUAUUGAUUAAUUAACAUACAGUUUAAUUUAUGCAUACAGUAAAUAUGACAUGCCUGCAAUGACUAUGUCUACACAGAGCCGCCAUAGUGUCACUUUAUCAGAAGCUAGCAAUGUUAUUUAUGACAAAUUUGAAAGGGACUUUAAAUGGGGUUUGAAAAAUAACAAAAAUCCAAUACAAUUUAGCCAAGUGGGUGGGGGGAUCCCUCCAUCCAUCCAUCCAUCCAUGCAUCCAUGCAUUUUCAUAACAACUUGUCCAGUUCAGGUUUGCAGGGUUGCUUGAGCAUAUCUCCGCUGUCAUGAGUGAUAGAUGGGACACACCCUGGACAGGUCGCACUCAAAUUCACACUAACUGCUAUUUCAGAAUGACCAAUUAAUGUCUUUGGACUGUGGGAGGAAGCCACACCACCCAGAGAGAACCCAGGCAACAGGGAACACAUAUAAUGUGCUAAUGUCAGUGUGCUGUUAGCGUAUUAUUGCUGCUUGGUGAUAAAGAGAUUUCAAUAAUUGUAUAACAUUUUAUGAUUAUAUAUAAUAUUUUAACUAGAUGUGACCCUCUUUGAGUGAGAGCAGGAAGUUGCUUAUUCAAUUCAAUUUAUUUAUAUAGCGCCAAAUCACAACAAAAGUCGCCUGAAGGCGCUUCAUAAAAAUGGCUUAUGCUAGCGCUGGCUAGCUAGCUUGGUUUAGCGGCAUGCAUUCAUUAAAAUGAAAACAAAAUCUGCUCCCAAGAAUCUUUUAGUCCAAGCAAGAUUUUAAAAAGAAGAAGAAAAAAAAAGACCAGAGCAGCAACAGACUAAUUUUAAAUGUAAUAUUUGGCUUGUUGGGUAUUUUAUUGUGGAACUGCAGUUUGUUGCCCCACUGCGUUGGCGUCAUUAGUUAGCUUUGUUUUUAGCUUACUCUGCUGGUCCCACAUGGACAAAAAAAUAUUAACGGUAUUCAAGUAGUGUGUUCAGAACCACUGAAAACAUAAAUAAACAAAAUUAAAAAGACAUAAAUGUAAAAUGUUAAAUAUCAGGUGAACAGCAGUAAAUAGACUAGCCCCUGUCAUGUUUCCUUCAGUUUCUCGGUCUUGUGAUGGAAAAGACGCAAAGUCACCUGUGAAAGCUGCUGGUUAUGAUCAUCAUCGACAGUGAAGAUGAGACCUCCUUGACUUUCUCACAGGGCUGCAGUGCAAACUGAAAGACUACAGUUUACUUGAUGACUUCAUUAUAUGUAUUUGAGACCACAUAUAUUGGCCCAGGAAGCCGUUUUCUCUUUAUGGGGGAUCUCCACGCCCCCUUUUUCUUACCCAGUGGCAAAGUGUUGUUGUUAACGGCAGUAAUGCAGUACAGAAAGAGCUUGAAUCUUUUACUGGUCAGACUUAAUGUCAUCGUUUAAAGCACUUCACACGAAUACCUCUUCAGUGCGUUCCUGCCUGCUUCAGCAUUUAUUUAUUGGUAGAACACUUUUUGAAUGGAGGAACAUUUUCCUGUCUGCUUUUACAUUCCACAAGAGCUACCUUCACCCAAAACCUGGGUAGUCAGUCACAACUCUGGGCCUUUACUUUCUUUCUCUCUGUCUUUUUUUUGUUUUGUUUGUUUUAGUUUUUUUUGGAUCUGAAGAAAUGCAGAUAGAAGAAUGGGAAUGAAAAAAGGAAAACUGAGCAAAAAGAAGAGAGGCUAAACUCAGUUCUCAGGGACACGACUUAAAGAAACAAAACAAAAAGUAGUAGCAUUUAGCAUUUAAGAUAUUGUAAAUACUAAAGUGUCAAUUCAGAAAAUUGUAAAGUUAUAAUUAUUUAUGAUAAGUAUGUUAUGGUUUUGUUCUUUGUUUUUAUGAUUUUGUCGGGGUGUACUUGAAUUGUUUUGGACAGGGGUGUUUGACAGCAUGUUUUUUUUUCUUUUUUUUUUAAGAGCAAAGACUUCAAGGCAUUUCUCAGGUGCUCCUGUGUACAUUUCUUUCAGUUUUUGUUUUUUGGCUUUUUUUUUCUUUUUUUUUGCAAUAAUAACUAUUAUUAUUUGUAUUUUAUAGAAGUUGGGGGGAGGGGGGUGUUUUCCAAAAGUGAGCAUGUUAUUUGAAGUUGAGUAAAAUGAGGAAGGCAUUCAUUUGUAAACGGAUUCUUACUAAACCUGACUAUGCAGAACCACUUCGAUGGUGUUGUCCCCUCUUAAAUAUACCCCCUCAAAACUGAGUGCAGAGACCUAGUGGGUUGAACCACUAUUAAUGAGGACGGGGGUGUUGCGGACGAAAAGGAGACCCAUCAUGCUUGUAUUUGGACAGUGCACAGUGGCCGGCCUGUUUCCGCUGCAACGUUUAGAGUAGACGAAAAAGCGAAAGACGGUGGAAAAUGCCUUUCUGGUCGAUCAAUGUACAAAAGUUGUUAAUUUUUUAUUUGUUUUGUUUGUUUGUUGGUUUUCUUUAAUCAGGACUAAAGCCUUCAGUGUCUUCUCAGAGGUGUCGUAUUGUGCGGCAACACUGUGGUGAGACGAAACGAUACGCAAGUGUCCGGAAACAGCAACUGUAUGAACAAAAAAAGAGACGGCCUGUGGAUGACCUCGUGCUCAUUCCUUUUAACUUUUUUUUUUUUUUAAUUGCUUUCUCAGCUCCUUUUCACCUCAUUAAACUGGCUGAGUUCAGGUCUUCUAUAGUUUUGUUUUCCCCUGAUGUUCUUGAACACCUCGAUCCCUCUCGAACAAGGAGGACGUCGGAUUUAAAGCCAGUUGCGUUUAAGUGCGACCACUUCCUCGAGUAUCCUGAAACACGUUGACAUCAGUGCGCUACAGUAGCUUGCAGAGAACGAAAUAAAGCUGCGAGGUUUAUACAUAAUGAAGAUAAUGAAAGGAUACAUUGAUUUUUUUGGGGGGAUAAUAUAUUAGGAAAAUAAUUUUGCCGAGGAGCUCCAGUCGGCUGCCUUUAUGUGAGGCAUUCACUGACAGCAUUACAACAAAGUUUUCCUUGCUUUUCUUUUCCUUCUUUAUUAACUAACUCAGCCAGUUUCUGGGCGUUUUCUUUGUUGUCCCCGUCUGUCUUUGGUUUGUAGGAGAAGUACUGUUUGCUGGUAGAGAUCUAGUUCACCUACUGUUUUCCCAGUUUUUGUUUUUGAAUUCUUUCCAACUUAAGGGAUAUUUGAAAGUGUUUGUUGCCUCUUUGUGCUACUGAUUAUGAAAAGGUAUCUCCAGUAUUUGUUGCCACAGAAGUAUCAUAGCUUAUCAUCAACACCUUUUCUUUUUUUUUGUAAUUUGUUUUUGUUUUUUGUGCGACUUCUUGAGCUACUGUCUAUAAAGCGAGAAUUUAUUACUAUUUAUGUAACGCUACUACCAUUUUAUAUUGAUUUGUGUUGGAAUCUCAGUGCUUUUCUAUGAAUAAAGUGUGAAACACGUUA